Molecule: messenger RNA, 3035 nt
Organism: Aphanomyces invadans
Lineage: Eukaryota; Oomycota; Saprolegniomycetes; Saprolegniales; Verrucalvaceae
Exons: 2
Coding region: 60-2918 (952 amino acids)
Cellular component (GO): cell septum; cell periphery
Molecular function (GO): chitin synthase activity
Source: RefSeq, a predicted model, not a curated record
AUUCACCAACGAGACCUGAAGUCCGGCGGCUACGAGCGCACACCUGACUCACGACUCGCAUGAGCAACCCGAACGUCGACUUGGAAGCUCGACUUCGAGCGCUGAGGGAGAAUAAGACCCCUCCCCCUACGGAGGUUCCGUCGACAGCCCCGGUCCCACCACCGCACACGACAGCACAACCUCCGCGCCCAUUGGCCCCGAUGGAAUCGUUUGAAUUUGGCGGUGCGUACGUCGAAGGCAGCCCCAUUGGCUCUGACAUCGAUGCUUCCUUCAACCAAGUGCCGUUGUGGAGAGACACGAAAGACUCGGGCAACAGCUACCUGUCGGACGAACAGGCAGUGCCGGCUCCAGCUGCCCUCCUCAACAUGGCCAGAAACGUUCAAGAACGCCAGAAGAGUUUCCGUCAAGCGAGCAUGAUGCGCAUGGGGUCGUCCAUCGUUCCACUGCCCCAUACCGCUGAAGAGCUUCUUGAUGGAGGCGUAUCGUAUGAAGGCGCGUUUCGUCUAGUCCAGGCGGCGGUUCAAAUGGAAGUCGACGCCAAUCCCGCGGCCGCGAUUGAGCUGUAUGCAGAAGCUGGCAGCAUGCUAGUCGAAGUCGGUCGACGUGAAGUCGAUCCGUUGCUACGGAAGGGCAUCGCGCAGAAGUCGCAUGAGAUUCUCCAGCGUGCCGACGAGCUGUCCAAGUGGAUGAAUGACGUGGAAGAGGAAGCGCGGCGGGCUGCGUUGCCACCGGCGCUCAAGAUCGCGCGAACGAACGUCCCGCUCGUGGAAAAGGCUUGGGGGGACCGACCUCCUCCGCACCACGACGCAGACGAGUUUAAGAACAUGCGAUACACAGCCGUGGCGACAAAGGACCCGAUUCAAUUCAGCAACGACAAGUACGUGCUCCGCGUGCACCAGCUCCAGCGCCAGAUCAAAGUAUUCAUCACGGUGACCAUGUACAACGAAGACGGCGAGGAGCUCAAAGGAACACUGACGGGGUUGGCCCAAGGCAUCCGGUACAUGUGCAAGGAGUACGGGGACGACUACUGGAAGCAUGUUGCGGUCGCGGUUGUGUCGGACGGCCGCACGAAAGCGAGCCCGUCGUGCCUGGAGUACCUCAAUAGUCUCGGGAGUUUCGACGAAGAGAUCAUGACGGUGACGUCGCUCGGAGUCGACACCCACAUGCACCUGUUCGAAUCGACGGUCCAGCUCGUGGAGACCAAGAAUUAUGAAAAAUACUACCCCCCGCUCCAGCUCAUCUACGCGCUCAAGGAGCACAACGGCGGCAAGCUCAACUCGCACCUGUGGUUCUUCAACGCAUUUGCAGAGCAGCUCAACCCGACGUACACGGUGCUUGUCGAUGUCGGGACAGUGCCAGCCGAGUCGUCCGUGUACCGAUUGAUUCGAAGCAUGGAACGCAACUACCAAAUUGGCGGUGUCGCGGGCGAGAUCGCAGUCGACAAGCCCAACUACUUCAACCCGGUCGUUGCAGCCCAGCACUUUGAGUACAAGAUCUCCAACAUCAUGGACAAAUCGCUUGAAAGUGUGUUUGGCUUCAUCUCGGUGCUGCCGGGCGCGUUUUCGGCCUACCGGUACGAAGCCAUUCGCGCCGUCAAAGGCACGGGGCCGCUUCCAGAAUACUUUAAGAGCUUGACGUCGACGACCAAGGACCUUGGCCCGUUUCAAGGCAACAUGUACUUGGCGGAGGAUCGCAUUCUGUGUUUUGAAUUGCUCGCGCGCGAGGGGCGCCAGUGGACCAUGCACUACGUCAAGGACGCAAUUGCUCGAACCGACGUGCCCAUGACGCUCGUCGACUUGAUCAAGCAGCGCCGCCGAUGGCUGAAUGGGUCGUUCUUCGCCGGAUUGUUUGCAAUUGGCCAUUUUGGACGGGUGUGGCGCAACAGCGCGCACUCGCCGGCGCGGAAAGUCGUGUUUACGCUCCAGUUUGUGUACCUGGCGCUGCAGAACCUCCUGUCGUGGUUCCUCUUGUCCAACCUGUUCCUAACGUUCAACUUUGUGCUGACGCUGGCCUUGUACACGAACGCAGGAGCGAUUCUGCAAGCGAUCUUGACCACGUACUUGGCGAUUGUCGGCGGGCUGAUUGUCUUUGCGCUGGGCAACAAACCGGAACCGAGGACCGCGAGCUUUUACUUUUUCAGUUGCUUGUUUUUGGGCAUCGUGAUGAUGAUGGUGAGUGGUCUGUCGUUCUACGGCCUCGUCGCGAAGGACGUGUCGGUCAAGGACCCUCGCGCAGGACUUGCAGUCCAAGAUUGCUCGGUCUCCAACUUUGAGUUGGUCGGAGGCGUCGUGAGUUCGCUUGGGCUCGUGUUCCUCUCGGCCUUUCUCCACGGCGAGUUUUCGAUCUUGCUGAGUUGUGUCCAAUACUUUUUCAUGCUGCCCACGUUUGUGAACGUCCUCGGCAUCUACGCGUAUAGCAACCUGCACGAUUUGAGCUGGGGAACCAAAGGGCUCGAGUCUGGCGGCGGACAUGGACCGACCAAGCAAGCCGGGGGCAAUGUCAAAGACGUUGUGGCCCAGCAAAAAAAGCUCGAAGCGGCGCGGCAGCUGGCCGCGAAAGAGAAGGAAGAAGUCGACAACAGCUUCCGCGCGUUCCGAUCGACGCUGCUCUUGUCGUGGCUCUUGUCCAACGGGAUCUGGAUGUACAUCAUCAUGACGUACAUCCCGUCGUCGUGCUACUUCCAAUGGCUCAGUUACAUCGUCGCGUUUUUCAACGUUAUUCGGUUCCUCGGCGCUACGAUCUUCCUUGUCCUGCGCAUUUGCCGCCGAUUCGGGAUCGGCGGGUGUGUCAAAGGCGCUACCAAAGACACGUACGAUCGCCAGCUGCCCCCGGAGUGGCAGGCCCAUCGCACGGGCCAAACGGCGCGAUUCCGUCCACAAGAAACGCAAUCACCUCGUGGACCGUACACCGCUGUCUAGUCGACCGCACUUGUGUAAUUUAAUUCCUGACGCCUUUUGACAUGGUGCUCUCCAUCGGUCGCCCCCAGCCCAACGUGAUCCUCGACUUGGCCAAAAUGGCAGGGAGAUAAGACCGCG